AUGCAGCCAGAGAAACUUAGUGAAGAUAAACUUAUUGAUAUAAAGGAGGAAAGCGAUUGUGACAAAAAGGAUGUAGAUGCCCCAGAGGAAAAGAUCGACAAUGCCUGUCUUGCUGCUGAUGACUUUAGAGUCAAGGAUGAGACAGAGCUGGCCAUGCACCAGUCUGUGGAGAGUGACAUCCAUGGGCUCCACAAGAUCAUUGAUGACACCAAUGUCACUCAGCUGCAGCUAGAGACAGAGAUCAAGGCUCUCAAGGAGGAGUUGCUCUUCAUGAAGAAGAACCAUGAAGAGGAAGACCUCACCAAAGUCAUGGCAGACAUCCAGGCCCAAUAUGAUGAGCUGGCUUGGGAGAACCAAGAGGAGCUGGACAAGUACUGGUCUCAGCAGACUGAGGAGAGCACCACAAUGGUCACCACGCAGUCCACCAAGGUUGGGGCUGCUGAGAUAGCAUCACGGAACUGAGACAUACCACUCACGGAACUGAGACAUACAGUCCAGUCCUUGGAGAUUGACCUGGACUCAAUGAGAAAUCUGAAGGCAAGCUUGGAGAGCAGCCUGAGGGAAGUGGAGGCCCGCUAUGCCCUACAGAUGGAGCAGCUCAAUGGGAUCCUGCUCCACCUGGAGUCGGAGCUGGCACAGACCCGGACAGAGGCACAGCACCAGGCCCAGGAGUACAAGGCCCUGCUGAACAUCAAGGUAAAGCUGGAGGCUAAGAUCGCCACCUACUGCCGCCUGCUGGAAGAUGGAAAGGACUUCAAUCUUGGUGAUGCCCUGGACACCAGCAAUUCCAUGCAAACCAUUCAAAAGACCACCACCUGCCAGAUAAUGGUCACAAAGUGGUGUCAGACAUUAAGCCAGCAGAAGCAGGACUGUAAGCUCCGCAAGGACAAGAACAGAGUCUGUCUUCGUCGCCACUCUGUCCCCAGUGCCUGGCAUAGAAUGUAG
This is a messenger RNA of Symphalangus syndactylus (siamang), 945 nucleotides long. RefSeq names its product keratin, type I cytoskeletal 18-like. Gene Ontology annotation, cellular component: cytoskeleton; keratin filament. NCBI's taxonomy places the organism in Eukaryota, Metazoa, Chordata, Mammalia, Primates, Hylobatidae. Gene Ontology annotation, molecular function: structural molecule activity. Gene Ontology annotation, biological process: intermediate filament cytoskeleton organization. The record is from RefSeq and is a predicted model, not a curated record.